Molecule: messenger RNA, 1071 nt
Organism: Sesamum indicum (sesame)
Lineage: Eukaryota; Viridiplantae; Streptophyta; Magnoliopsida; Lamiales; Pedaliaceae
Source: RefSeq, a predicted model, not a curated record
AUCAUAGAAGAGAUCAGAAAAGAGAGAGAGAGAAUGAUGAUCAUCCCUCCAGGGUUUCACUUCGCGCCCACCGAUCAAGAACUCAUCACUUUCUACCUCUCAAGAAAGGCGAUGGGCCUGCAUCUGCCAUGGAGUCCCGUGUUGGAGAAGACCAUUUACGGUGAAAAAGCAGAUCCAUGGGAUGUUUUCGCCGACGUUCCAUGGGAUACUUCCGUCAGUACUGGAGAGGGCAAGGGAUGCAAGAACGUCAAGAGUGUCAUCUACGUUUUCACCAAGUUGUCGAAAGUUAAUGGCAAGACCCGGAUUGCAAGAACUGCAGGGUGUGGUACGUGGGACGGCCAAACUGGUGGAAGAGAAAUAUACAACAAUUCCCGACAACUAAUCGGCCUGAUGAAGAUGUUUAGCUUUACUGUGAAGAAAUCUCCUCGUGAUGGCAGAAAACAACGUGAUCACUGGAUCAUGCACGAGUAUUCGCUUGCCGGGGUUUCGUUGAACUGUGAGUUGCCAUACAAGGACUAUGUGAUUUGUAGGAUCACGAGAUCGUCGAAGGAAUCGGUUCGUGGAGAAUGUUCGAGUUUGAGUACAUGUGGGGAGAAUCAAUUGUCGAACGAUAAUGAGUUGUGGAAAAAAAGAUCAGCUGCACAACCCCAAGAAGUUACAAGUCAAAAGAAGCAGAAGGUGGACAGCACGAGCCUGCAUGUACUGGAAGAGAGAUCAACUACUUACGUCGGCCCUUCUGGUGAUAACUUCGCCUGGACGCCAGAUUUUGGUUAUGCCAAUGCGGGAGCGCCACAACAGCUCCCUAUGCCGGUUGAUGGAUGCUUGAUGCCUCAGCAUGAUCAGCUCGAUGGACAGGACUGCUCAUAUCAAGAAGAUGACUCUUUGCUUGAUCUUCUUUUGGAGUUGGAGGAUAAAGAUGGAUCCUUGUUCGACUUUCAUUUGGAUGACGAAGAUGCAUCUGGAUCCUUGUUCGACUUUCAUUUGGAUGACGAAGAUGCAUCUGGAUCCUUGUUCGACUUUCAUUUCGAUGACGAAGAUGCAUCUGGAUCCUUGUUCGAUCUUAGUUCUUAA